This is a messenger RNA of Zootoca vivipara (common lizard), 1542 nucleotides long. RefSeq names its product kelch domain containing 2 (gene KLHDC2). Gene Ontology annotation, molecular function: protein binding. The record is from RefSeq and is a predicted model, not a curated record. NCBI's taxonomy places the organism in Eukaryota, Metazoa, Chordata, Lepidosauria, Squamata, Lacertidae.
ACCGGCGGAUGUUGACAUUGUGAGCGGACCCUGCUAAGGUAAGUCGAGAGGGGAGAAGAGGGCGUCUUCCGUUGAGCCCGGCAGGGGAAGCAGUCGAAGGUUUCCUACCCCCCCCCCCGGCCUUCUUCAGUGGCUCCUUCCUCCUCCUGCAGAAUAAGGAGACUCUCCUGUUAGAGGCAUGGCAGAUGACAAUGAAGAGUUGCCGGUGGAUGAGGAUCUUCCGGAGGAUGAAGAUUUGCCAGCGGAUGAAGACAUUGCCGGUCCAGCAGAGGACAGCUUGGAGCAUCUCGAGAACGGCAGUCCUGCCGAACGGAGUGGCCACGUGGCUGUCAGCGACGGGCAGUGCAUGUUCGUUUGGGGCGGGUAUAAGAAUGCUCAGGUGAGAGGAUUCUACGACUUUUACCUGCCCCGAGAUGAAAUCUGGAUAUACAACAUGGAAACUGGAAGAUGGACAAAGCACAGAACGGCUGGAGAUGUGCCACCUUCGAUGUCAGGGAGCUGUGCCGUCUGUAUGGACAGAGUCUUGUACCUGUUUGGAGGGCACCACGCACGUGGCAACACAAACAAGUUCUACAUGCUUAAUUCCAGGUCAAGCGACAAAGUGUUGCAGUGGGUCAGGGUGGAGUGCCAAGGUACCCCUCCAUCAUCAAAAGACAAACUCGGUGUUUGGGUUUAUAGAAACAAGCUUAUAUUUUUUGGUGGCUAUGGGUAUUACCCUGAAGGGGAGCAGAUCGGAAGGUUCGAGUUUGAUGAAACCUCUUUUUGGAAUUCAGGUGUUCCUCGCGGGUGGAACGAUCACGUUCACGUCCUGGACACAGAAACGUUUACGUGGAACCAGCCUGUAACCAAGGGUAAAUCGCCGUCGCCCCGAGCAGCCCACGCUUGUGCCACGGUUGGAAACAGAGGCUACGUCUUUGGAGGAAGAUACCGAGAGUCCAGGAUGAACGAUCUCUAUUCCCUCAAUCUGGACAUGUGGGAGUGGCAUGAAAUAAUCACGCAAGGCAUCUGCCCCGUUGGCCGAUCCUGGCAUUCUUUAACCCCAGUCUCGUCUGAUCAUCUCUUCCUCUUUGGCGGGUUCACCACCGACAAGCAGCCUCUCAGUGAUGCCUGGAUCUACUGCAUUAGUAAAAAUGAGUGGAUACAAUUUGAGCACAAUUAUUCAGAGAAACCCCGGCUCUGGCACACGGCGUGCGCGAGCGACGAGGGAGAGGUGAUUGUCUUUGGGGGCUGUGCCAACAAUCUGCUUGCCCACCACAAAGCCGCACAUAGUAAUGAGAUUCUUGUAUUUUCUCUUCAACCAAAAUCCCUCGUAAGGCUGUGCCUGGAAGCCAUCAUGUGCUUCAAGGAGAUCCUGGCCAGCUCCUGGCACUGCCUUCCCAAGCACCUUCUCCACAGCCUCAACCAGCGCUUUGGGAGUAACAACACGUCUGGCUCCUAGGAGGACGGCAAUGAAGCAGUUCCACUGCCGCCAGGCCCUUGGCUGGCUGUGCUGCACAUGAACGAGCCCUUCUUAUAUAAAGAGAUGUAAUAAUUUGAACCAUC